Poeciliopsis prolifica (blackstripe livebearer) is the source of this 841-nucleotide messenger RNA. RefSeq names its product canopy FGF signaling regulator 1 (gene cnpy1). The transcript is spliced from 7 exons. Gene Ontology annotation, cellular component: endoplasmic reticulum. The record is from RefSeq and is a predicted model, not a curated record. Bases 170 to 742 code for a protein of 190 amino acids. NCBI's taxonomy places the organism in Eukaryota, Metazoa, Chordata, Actinopteri, Cyprinodontiformes, Poeciliidae.
ACUUAAGUUGAUAGAAACAUAUACAGGAGGGCUGACAGUAGAAACUGAAACCGGGACCGUUUGUGCUGUGAGUCGGAGUUACAGCCCAUCCGCUGGAAGCUGCUGGUUGGUUCUCUGGUCAGUUUCCUGCAGUGUCUGAUUCAACUGUUACCUCUGCUUUACUAAUUCAAUGGCCAUCACUAUGGCAUCGUGGAUAUUUCAUAUGUAUGUGAUGGUGCUGUCUACCUUCAUCAGCUGCAGCCAAAGCAAGAGGGACAAAGUCCUCUACUGUUCUGCUUGUAAGGCGAUUGUGGAUGAGCUGACCUAUUCAAUCAGUCAGGUGGACCCAAAGACGACCAUUAAUGUAGGGAGCUUUAGACUCAAUCCUGAUGGGACCAUGACAGACAAAAAGGUUCCGUUUGCUCGCUCGGAAUCACACCUCAGUGAGCUCUUGGACGGGGUAUGCAACAGCAUGAGUGACUAUGCCCUCUACAUUGACCCGGACACCCACCACAAGCAGUACAGGAGAUUUGCUCCAAGAGUCAGUGGAUCUUCAGAAGACUUCCCAGACUUCAAAAACUUCAAGUUUGAUGGUCCUGAGGCAUCCAAUAAUCUGAAAUUUGCUUGUGAGACGCUGGUGGAGGAGCUGGAAGACGACAUCAUCUCUUUGCUUGGCCGGGAUGAGGGAGAUGUGCAGAAGAAGUUAUGCAAUCGAGUCUCAGAUUACUGUGAAGACGACAGUCAGCCAAAUGACGAGCUGUAGUGAUUCUGCCUUGGUCUUGGAGUGAUAAUAAGUUUGAAACUCAAAAUUAUUGUAACAAUUAACUUUUGUAAACAAAUAAAAUAAAAAGAGAACACACUA